AUGGCUGAGUCCGGCCAGUGGAAGGAGUCGAUCUCUCUCGAGGAGACCAACAAGAUCCGCGUCUCGCUCGGCCUCAAGCCCAUCGCCGACCCGACCACCUCUGCCGGCGCCGACGCCCGCCUCGACGGCGACGCGCUCGCCGAGGACAACUACGCCAAGCAGCGCGACGCCGAGCAGAAGGACAAGGACGCCCAGGCGCUCAAGGACCGCCUCGACCGCGCCCGCAACCAGAAGGACCGCCAGCGCAAGCUCGUCGGGCGCGGCCUCGGCGACGCCGCCGACGACGCGGCGCGCGUCAAGCGCGAGGACGACGCGCCCGAGGGCGAGGACAGCCGGGCGUGGGUCAAGCGGCAGAAGAAGCGCGCCAAGGAGCUCGCGGCCAAGCGGGCGCGCGAGGAGGCCGAGGCGGACCGGCUCGCCGAGGAGGAGGAGCGCGGGCGAGGGAGCAAGUACGGCGAGGACGACCUCGCCGGGCUCAAGGUCGCGCACGGCGCCGAUGCGUUCGAGGAGGGCGAGGACGUCGUGUUGACGCUCAAGGACUCGCGCGUGCUCGACGACGAGGACGACGAGCUGCACAACGUCAACCUCGCCGAGAACGCCAAGACCAAGCACGCCCUCGAGCAGAAGAAGAAGGGCUCGCAGAACUACGGCCGGUACGACGACGAGGAGUUCGAGGGCGAGCCCGGCUCGUCUCGAGGCGUCCUCAGCAAGUACGACGAGGGCUUCGACGCGCAGCAGGUCGACGGCUUCCGCCUCGGAGCGAGCGCGGCGUCGGCCAAGGGCAAGGGUCGAGCCGUCGACGGCGCAGGACGCGACGACGGCGGCGAGCGCGAGAAGAUCAAGCUCUCGAUGGACUACACCAAGUCUUUCAACACCGACUACCUGCAGGAGGGCGAGCCCGGGUUCAAGAAGCCCAAGGUGCGUCCCCAGUCCCUCUCGAACGCGGCGCAGGCGAUGGACGUCGACGGCGCUCCCGCAGCUCCUCGGCAAAUCGAGCGCGUGUCGCUCGACGAGUCGAACCUGAUCGACGACGACGACCUGCAAGCCGCGCUCGCGCGACAGCGUCGCGACGUCGCCAAGCAGAAGAUCAAGGAGAUGAAGGCGCGUGCAGCAGCAGCGCCGGCGCCAGCGGCCGAGGUCGAGGACGACGCGGUCGUCAAGAAGGAGGACGAGGACGGCGACGCGCUCACGUCCCUGUCGCGAGCGGCGCGCCCGACCGAGGAGGAGGACGACGAGGGCGACGUCCUCGUCCUCGACGACACGUCCGAGUUCGUCCGCAACAUCUCGCUCGCGGCGACGGCGGCGCAGGAACGCGCGCAGCGCGACGCCGACAAGCAGGAGCGCGUCAAGCGCGAGGAGUCGGCGGCCGCCGCAGCCGCAGCCGGCGCGGCGUCGGUCGCACCGCGGGUCAAGGCCGAGGAGGAGGACGUCCCGCUCUCCGAGCUCGACGCGGCGGCGCCGACGACGAGCGGGUUGGGCCCUGUGCGCGAGGACGGCGACGAGGACGCGCAGAUGCGGGACGGCGAGGUCGACGAGGCCGCGAUCGCGAACGGCGCGGUCGAGGCGGCCGACGUCAAGCCCGACGUCCCGCAUGUCGGCGACGACGACGACUCGUUCGCUACGACCGGCGGCGAGCAGCUCGUCUCGCGUGGCCUCGCGUCGACGCUGUCGCUGCUGCGGCACCAGGGCCUCGUCAAGCCGCGCACGCCCGAGGAGAUCGCGCGCGAGAAGGAGUUCAAGGAGCGCGAGGCGUGGCUCGCGUCGCAGCGUCGGCGGGCCGAGGAGCGCGAGCGCGAGCGCAUCGAGAGUCGCCUCGCCGGCGACAAGAAGGACCAGCAGCAGCGCGAGUACGAGAACCGCAUGCGCGAGCAGCGCGACGCUCAAGCCUCGCUCCAGGCGUUCGCCAACUACAAGCCCGUCGUCAACCUCACGUACCACGACGAGUUCGGCCGAGACUUGACGCCCAAGGAGGCCUGGAAGCAGCUCAACUACGACUUCCACGGGCACGGCUCGGGCGCCAAGAAGACGGACAAGCGCCUCAAGAAGAUCGAGAACGAGAAGAAGCAGGAGGCGAUGGCGGCCGGCGACACGCCGCUCUCGACCGCGGCGGCGUUCGCUGCUCGUGCCGAGAUGACGGGCUCGGCGACGAUGAUCCUCGGCGUCGGCAACAACAACUCGGCACCGGUGCAACGCGACACGCUCGGCGGCGUCUCGCGCAUCGAGAAGGCGGCCCGAGGCAAGGGCAAGCCCGUCGUCUCGCCCGGGCCCUCGGCUCGCAACGGCAACGGCGGCGGCCCGUCGUCCGUCUUUUCCGACAUCCCGAUGCGCUCGCUCCCGCUCCCCGAGGCGAGCGGGUCUCGCGGCGCGAGCGGCACGCCC
Rhodotorula graminis WP1 is the source of this 2379-nucleotide messenger RNA. RefSeq lists its product as uncharacterized. Lineage: Eukaryota; Fungi; Basidiomycota; Microbotryomycetes; Sporidiobolales; Sporidiobolaceae. The annotation marks the transcript as partial. Gene Ontology annotation, biological process: maturation of 5S rRNA; mRNA cis splicing, via spliceosome. The record is from RefSeq and is a predicted model, not a curated record. Gene Ontology annotation, cellular component: U4/U6 x U5 tri-snRNP complex. The transcript is spliced from 6 exons.